AGUGCGCAUGCGCUGUGCCCUUUCUGUCUAAAACACUAGCACAGACGUUUCCUUCCGCCGCCGUCCUCCAUCCCAGAGUCAGACAGCCACAUAAAACCUCAACAACAUGAGCUUCACGGUGGAAGAGAGGGGAAACCCGAACUCCCUGAACUACCGCUUGUUCUUCAAAAAUGCUGAAGGAAAGUACAUCUCACCAUUCCAUGACAUACCAAUAUAUGCUGAUGAGAGUCAGAAUAUCUUUCACGUGGUGGUUGAGGUACCAAGAUGGACAAAUGCAAAGAUGGAGAUCGCUACAAAAGACCUCUUGAACCCAAUAAAGCAAGACGUGAAGAAGGGCAAGUUGCGAUAUGUUGCCAAUGUUUUCCCUCAUAAGGGCUACAUAUGGAACUAUGGAGCCAUUCCUCAGACAUGGGAAGAUCCCACGCACAAAGAUGGAGACACUGACUGCUGCGGUGACAACGACCCCAUUGAUGUCUGUGAAAUCGGCAGUAAGGUGUGUUCCCGCGGAGAGGUAAUCAAAGUGAAAGUGCUCGGGGUCCUGGCCAUGAUCGAUGAGGGUGAGACUGAUUGGAAAGUGAUUGCAAUCAAUGUAGAGGACCCUGAAGCCAACGACUUGAACAACAUCAGUGAUGUCAAGCGCCUGAAGCCUGGUUAUCUGGAGGCCACGGUCGACUGGUUCAGGAGGUACAAAGUGCCAGAUGGGAAACCAGAGAACCGCUUCGCUUUCAAUGAUGAGUUUAAAGACAAGGACUUUGCCAUUGAAGUAAUCAAGAGCACCCAUAACUUCUGGAAAGCCCUCAUUUCCCAAAAGGCCAAAGCCGGUGAACUGAAAUGCAAAAACACGUGUGUGUCGGCCGGUGACAGCCCUUUCUGCUGCUCAGUAGAUGAGGCCAAAGCAGCUGUUGGUGAAACAUGUCCUUGUGGAAAGGAAGAACCUAUCCCUUCAUCAGUCGAUAAAUGGUUCUACUAUGAGAAGAAGUAAUCCAGGCACUGGUUGGAUUGGAGCAGAGUGAAAGGCUCAUCUCUCAGGAAUACUUGAAGAUGGUCUUACAUUAGGAACCAAUGGGGGGAAGGGAUGGGAUGGGACAUGGAUGGUUGGGUCUGGAUUGGAUGUUUUCCUGUAGAUGAAGAGGUUAUAGGUAGAUACUGUAGAGAGAAAUGUCAAAAAAGUACCCAUGUCUUGACCAAUGAUUUUAUUUAACAAAGAUCUCACUGGAGAUGUGCUGUUAUAAGCAAAGUACAGGUAAUGUGCCUACUAGAUACUUGCUCUGUAUGAGACAUUGAACUGCUUUAAUAAAGCUUCUGGGGUUAAAUUAUCA
Dicentrarchus labrax (European seabass) is the source of this 1319-nucleotide messenger RNA. It is a transcript of the gene ppa1b, whose product is annotated as inorganic pyrophosphatase 1b. Gene Ontology annotation, molecular function: magnesium ion binding; inorganic diphosphate phosphatase activity. Gene Ontology annotation, biological process: phosphate-containing compound metabolic process. The transcript is spliced from 11 exons. The coding region runs from base 107 to 982 and encodes 291 amino acids. Lineage: Eukaryota; Metazoa; Chordata; Actinopteri; Moronidae. Gene Ontology annotation, cellular component: cytoplasm. The record is from RefSeq and is a predicted model, not a curated record.